Molecule: messenger RNA, 3527 nt
Organism: Danio aesculapii
Lineage: Eukaryota; Metazoa; Chordata; Actinopteri; Cypriniformes; Danionidae
Gene: jak3
Product: Janus kinase 3 (a protein tyrosine kinase, leukocyte)
Exons: 24
Coding region: 204-3515 (1103 amino acids)
Biological process (GO): cytokine-mediated signaling pathway; cell differentiation; hemopoiesis
Cellular component (GO): cytoskeleton; cytosol; membrane
Molecular function (GO): non-membrane spanning protein tyrosine kinase activity; cytokine receptor binding; ATP binding
Source: RefSeq, a predicted model, not a curated record
UACAUCAGCUAGUGUUGAUCUUACUAAAACAGUCUGGAAAUGUGGUGCUUUUGCGGUUUGCUCUUUCCGGAAAUCAUUUGUUCCCUCCCACCAGCAGCUCACAACAGCGAAGCCUGAGCCGUAUUUCUGACGCUUUUAACAUCAAUAUGAACAAACCAUCAAUGUUUCGUCUUAAAUAAAUUCAGAGAUUUUGAGAAAAGACCAUGAGUGAAGAGGAAGAGGUGCCAUUGAUGAAGAGUGAACGGGCCUGCAGUCAGCAGUCCAGCUGUGAGUCUGCCCUGCAUGUGCAUCUGUACUACAGUCCCAGCUUAAACUCAGAGACCUCCUUCAGCAUCCCCACUGGACAUGUGACAGCUGAGAGUGUGUGUGUGCUCGCUGCUAAAGCCAGCGGAAUUCUUCCUGUGUACCACAACCUGUUUGCUUUGGCAUCAGAGGAUCUUUCAUACUGGUAUCCACCAACUCAUGUGUUUAAGAGUGAGGAGCCCGUCAAAGUUUACUAUAGAGUGAGGUUUUUCUUCUCAAGCUGGUUUGGACAAGGGUCGAGAGCAUCUUACCGUGUCAGCCUCAGCAGGGGUCGAAUCUUUGCUGUGCUGGACUAUGCUGUCAUUGACUAUGUUUUUGCUCAGUCCCGCAGUGACUUUGUGUCUGGAUGUGGUGGGAUUUCUCCUGCUUUGAGUUUGCAGCAGGAAUGUUUAGGUUUGGCAGUGCUGGAUCUGUGGCGUUUGGCCAAAGAGAGAAACCAGAGCCUUGCAGAGAUCAGCAAUACAACAAGCUACAAGUCCUGCCUCCCAGAGACUCACCGACAGGACAUCCAGCGCAUGAACCGCCUGGCGCGGUAUCAGAUCCGCAAAACACUGAAGCGCUUUCUGAAGAAGCUGGGCAAGUGCCCGGCAGGAGAGCGAAGCCUGAAGCUCAAGUACCUCAUGAAGCUGAGUGAACUGGAGCCGGAUUAUGGUUCAGAGAGCUUCACCCUCCACCACUCCGGAUGGUUGGAGCAGAGCGAGCAGCAGAGGGUUCAAGCCGUCAAAGUGUCCGGAGAGGGAGGCAUUCAGAUACAGAAAACAGACAGACAGGAAUGGCAGACGUUCUGUGACUUCCCCCAGAUCAUAGACAUUAGCAUUAAGCGUCUCUGUCAAGAACAGAUGCCUCUAGAAGGAAGGGUGGUCACUCUCACACGCCAGGAUGACCAGUGCAUGGAAGCUGAGUUUCAAACCCUGACGGAUGCCCUUUCCUUUGUAUCUCUGGUUGAUGGAUAUUUUAGACUGACCACAGAUUCAACUCACUAUUUCUGCGCAGAGGUGGCCCCACCAAGCCUGUUGGAGGACAUACAGAAUAACUGCCAUGGCCCGAUCACGUCAGAUAUUGCGGUGCACAAGCUUAAGAAAGCUGGAGGCAAGAAUGGGAUGUUUCUUUUACGCCACAGUCCUAAGGAAUUUGACAAGUACUUCCUGACAGUUUGUAUACAGACUCCUUUGGGGAUGGAUUACAAGGACUGCCUGAUAGAGAAAAAUGAGAAGUUCAGUCUGGCUGGGAUCCACAACUCAUUCGUCUACCUGAAACAGCUCAUCAACUUCUAUCAGCUCAGUACGCUUCUCGUUUCAGACAUCCCCGUCACCCUGGGCAAGUGUUGCCCACCCAGACCAAAAGAGCUCACAAACAUGAUCAUCAUCCGUAACAGCAGUAUGACUGAGAUACCCAGUUCCCCCACGUUACAGAGACACAAACCAAGCCACAUGCAGUUCCACAUGAUUAAACACGAGGACCUCACCUGGAGUGAAAGUUUAGGUCAAGGUUCCUUCACGCACAUCUUUAGAGGCAGUAAAACAGACCAGAGGGAUGGAGUAACACACUCCACCGAGGUCCUUUUGAAAGUCCUGGAUGCAAAUCAUAAAAACUGCUGGGAGUCUCUUUUCGAGGCAGCCAGUUUGAUGAGUCAAAUCUCCCACAGGCACCUUCUUUUGGUGUAUGGCAUAAGCGUGCACAAAUCCAAAAACAUCAUGGUGCAGGAGUUUGUGAAGCACGGCGCACUGGACCUGUACCUGAAGAGGAGCACGUGUGUCUCAGUCAGCUGGAAACUAGACGUGGCCAAACAACUGGCCUGUGCUCUCAACUUCCUGGAGGAGAAAAAUAUUGCACAUGGGAAUAUUUGUGCAAAGAAUCUGCUGUUGGUCAGAGAGGGCGACUCACCCUUCAUUAAACUGAGUGACCCUGGCAUCAGCAUGUCCUUGCUGGGCAAAGAUGUGGUGUUGGACCGAAUCCCAUGGGUGGCCCCAGAGGUUCUGGAUACACUUGAGAUUGAACUGGAGUGUGACAAGUGGAGCUUUGGGACAACACUGUGGGAGAUUUUCAACGGUGGAGAAUCUCCAUUACAGGGCCUGGACCUCAUGCAGAAGCUGCAGUUUUAUGAGAACUUCUCAAACCUUCCCACGCUGGAGUGGACUGAACUUGCUGAGCUGAUCUCUCAGUGUAUGCAGUACCAGCCUGAGCUCAGACCAUCCUGCAGGAGCAUCAUCCGACAGCUCAACAGCCUCAUCACUUCAGACUAUGAGAUCCUUCAUGCGACUGACACACUGCCCGAGAGCGAUGGCUUCUGGAAGAAACUGAACAUAUUCAAAAAGCAACAGGAGGAUGUUUUUGAGGAGAGAUACCUGCGAUUCAUCUCUGUUCUGGGGAAAGGUAACUUUGGCAGUGUUGAGCUUUGUCGUUACGAUCCGUGGGGUGAUAACACCGGUGAACUGGUCGCUGUUAAGGAACUUCAGUCUAACAAACAAGCCACCAUGGCAGAUUUCCAGAGAGAAAUCCAGACCAUCAGCUCCCUGCACUGUGACUACAUUGUCAAAUACAAGGGCAUUUGCUACAGUACAGGUCGGCUGAGCACAAAACUGGUGAUGGAGUAUCUUCCAUACGGCAGUCUGAUUGGAUAUAUGGAGAAACACAGACAGAAUGUGGGCAACCGUAAACUAUUGCUAUUUGCCUCGCAGAUAUGUAAGGGAAUGGAGUACUUGCAAAGCAUGCGUUAUGUCCACCGUGAUCUAGCUGCACGCAAUAUCCUAGUCGCCAGCGACACUUUGGUGAAAAUUGCAGAUUUUGGGCUGACCAAGAUCAUACCGGUGGAUAAAGAGUACUAUCGUGUCACACAGCCAGGAGAAAGUCCUGUUUUCUGGUAUGCACCUGAAUCCAUUUCAGAACUGAAAUUCUCCCACAAGUCAGAUGUAUGGAGUUUUGGCAUUGUUUUACACGAGCUCUUUUCUUACUGUGACAUCAGUCAAAACCCCAAAAAGUUGUGCAUCCAGAAGAUUGGAAGUUAUGUCCAUAGUCCAUCCAUGGCCAUCCAUCUUCUCAAUCUUCUCAAGAGUAACUGGAGAUUACCAGAACCAGCUCAGUGUCCACCAAAGGUGCACAGUAUUAUGACACAGUGCUGGGAGUUCAACAGCGAGAACAGGCCAAGCUUCUCUUCUUUAAAAGAUCUGAUUGAGAAUAGCCUGUUAGAUGAGAGAGAAGGAUGUAAAGGGUAAACUCAGAGUUAA